Wyeomyia smithii (pitcher-plant mosquito) is the source of this 3658-nucleotide messenger RNA. RefSeq lists its product as uncharacterized. The record is from RefSeq and is a predicted model, not a curated record. Lineage: Eukaryota; Metazoa; Arthropoda; Insecta; Diptera; Culicidae. Bases 677 to 3196 code for a protein of 839 amino acids. The transcript has 7 exons.
UGCUGCAGCCGUUUGCUGUUUUGUUGCUUUCGGAACGCCGUACCGUACGGUUAUGGACAAUCUAGCUAUCCUCGGUCGCUCCCGACAGGAGCUCAAUUACUGAGUCAGUGUACCGUUCUAGUUCUACGUUGAGCCAUAAAUAGCCUUUAUUUGGAGGAGAAAACAGAGGACAAGUUUGGAGUUUUGUUUGAUUGCUUCCGCUGUGUCUUCUCGGCUUGCUUUCAAGUUGUAUCACACGGUUACGGAAGGUAGCGGACCUUCGUGAAGUGAAAAUAUUUAAUUUAGCUGAGUGAGAGAACAGAGAAAUGUGCUGAAACAUGAGUUAAAAACUUGCAAAGUAGUGUUCGGGGUAAGCACAAAGGUUUUCACUCUAUUUACGACGUGCUCCAGUAAAGCAGAACGUAAUAAAAGUCGAACAACGACAGGCAGUGGCAAUUAUGCCAUCACAAUGAGUGUACACUGAGCUUCCGUUGAAAAUUGGAUUGAAAUUCGAAAAUACCCAGCGCUGAUGAUUGUUGGCGGAUCGGCUAAUGCUAUCCGGCAUCGGGGAAAGUGAAAAGUGCACUUUUGCGUCGUCGUCGUCGUCGUAUCGCUAGUGAAACGUCAAAUUGGAUCGGACGCGCCCCUCUGCGUCGUCGGCAGAAGACAGAAUAGUCACCACCCAGCCGGAAUAAUAAUGGCUCACUUCUCCAUCUCGGAGAUGCCGGAUAUUAAAGUGACGGAUACGUUCCCGAAAAGCGGCCGUGUCACCGAAGUGUGCAAAGAAUGGCUGGUCCGAGAAGAUAGUGCCUUAGCGUACCAACUCCAGAACAAAGAAAUCUCCGAGCACUACAAAGGGAACAAGCACCGGAACCAAAUCGUGCGCCAAGACUUUCCAACUGCUCUGUCGGAGCAAAUCCGGGAGAAGGAAGACGCCGAACGUCAGGCCGCACUGUAUCAUCAGAUGAUCAAUGAGCAAGAAGAGAUGGACGCCAAAGUUGCACGUGACAUCGCAGACCAGCUGAGACGCGAGACCGAACUGAAGCGUAGACUUGAAGCGGAGAAAGGAGAAGUGUUGGCACGGAGACUUCAAGAACAGGUAGCAAUUAGCGGUCGAAAACAUCAUCGGCCCGUUGAACCCGAUCUCGCUUUCCCACUGCCACCGAGAAAUCAUCCCAAACCUGCCCAACAACAAGUGCCGGUAAGACCACCGUCGCUGCACCACGCUUCGCCAUACAUCGCACAUUCACCACCGGAAAUGACAUCCGCGAUGGAUCAACCGGAUCUGCAUUACGCCUCACUAGAGCUGAACUCACCGAAACGACCACCGCCACAGCCCGGUUUUCAGAACGGCAGAAACGCUUCCGCUAACAUAUAUCAGGAAAUUGCUCACAAUCCCAUGCCAAGCUAUCAAACCAGAUACGAUCAAGAUGAGGAAGGUUAUACAAACAUUAACCUACACUCACACACGCCCGAGAAGAAGCAACCAGCUUUCUCAAACACUCGAAGCGGUUCGACAUCCGUCGAUAUCGUAGACAGCAUUAGGCGGUACGAUCUACCGUACGAAAGUGAAUUCAGCUACCAACUGCCGCCAGCUCCGAAUCUCAACGACUUCACCGGUCACGGCCAGCGGUUUAACAAUAUGCGAUCCCACAACACGAAAUCCGAUGGUGCCUAUAAUAAGUUCAACAACAAUGUUUCCACCGAGGAUGAUUUUCGAAACAACUCAACUGCUUUCAACAAAAUUUCCCCGGAAAAAAUCGUUAGCCCACCCACCUUGGUCGGUGCCUACGGCGGAGCAACCAGCAAACCGUCCCGAGCGUCCGUCAACUAUAACGUGUACGACGAUGAUGACAUCGGAGAGGCGCUUGCUCAGCCUCUGCCCUCGAAUCACACGCCUCAAUUGAACCAGAUCGGCCUUCCGACGAAUCUGGACAUGGGAGCAAGCUCUAGCUCCCGAUAUUCGAACAACAGCGGCAGCAAUCUUGGUCAUAGUUCGCACUCUCAUCAUCAACACGUUCACCACCAAAAUCCGCACCUGUACCAAAACCACCAUCCUCACCAUGUCCAACAGCAGAUACAGCAACAAGCUGCUCCGCAGCACAGCCAGCCGUCGCCGGCGCAUUCCAAGAGUGGCAGCUACGAGAAAUCGGACAGGAUUCGAGCGCUCAAAGAUUUGGGUUUGCCGCCAGAUGAAAUCCAAGAGAUCGAUAAACGACUCGAACAGGAACUGAAGGACGAGGAACUAGCUCGUAAACUUCAAGAGCAAGAAGCGGAUGAGUUGGAUCAAGAGGUUAUCGAUCGACGAGUUGCCAUGGAAGCUCAAGACAAAGAGCUGGCAAAAAUGCUCCAGGAACGUGAAAGGGCUAAGGCAAAAAGGGCUCGUGAAAAGGCUCGCCUCAAGAAAGAAAUGCAACGACAGCAGCAGCAGCAACUGCAAGAUUCUGAAUCUCAAGAACCCGGUGCCGUUGGUGAAGGCAAUUUAUCUCCCCAUCAAGGUGAUAUGGAACCUGCUUCCCUUGAAGCAGUGGCUGGUGAUCCGGAUGGAGAUUCCUACUCCAAUCCAGUAGACGUACUGCAGCAAUCUCAUAGUCCAACUGUAAUACCUAGCGAUACGGCUAGUGGCAGUAACAAACGAUAUUUCGGAGCUCCCACCCAUUCUCCUGAGCAUGGUUCAGCGCAGCACCGAACACAGGGCAGCAUUUCGUCCCAUGGAUCUGGAUCCGGGAAUAACUAUUUACAAGCGCAAUUGUCUCCAAAUGAAGACAGCUACUCUAAUCCGAUAGAUAUGAUCAGGCACCAAAAAUCUGCGCCGAACUUCAAACUCUCAGCAAACGUGCAAAGGUUAGUUGAAAACGGUCGCAAGGAAGACGACAUUUACGUUCUUCCAGUCGCCGAAAGAGAGGAAGGCCGAAGUCCCAAAAGACCAAAUCAUCUAGACAUCAGAGGCGCACGUGCUGGUGUUACAAGAAGUCAGUAUACUGACGACAACAUAGCAGCCCGGAUUGAUCCGACGUACAACUCCUCAGGUACUAGCCCACUAAAUUCUAGUUCAAUGACAGCGUCAACGCUCUCUUCGCCUCCUGAUAUCCUCGAAUUCUCUGAUCCCGGAUCAUCUAGUCCAGUGCCACCAUAUAUGCCGAUACAGGGAACCAGGAGAAACAAUUCAGCCGACAAUAAGAAACGAAAAUCAAAAGAACGUUGUGCUCAACAGUGAACCGAAAAUGUAAAGAUGAGCAAUACUUCUCCACUUGUUACUUAUACAUAUUUACUAGUUAGCUCACAUAAUAUCAAAAAUUAUAAUACAAUUAUUAUAAUACUAUCAUUACGAAUACCUGAUUGAUAUGUAAUGUCUAUGGGACAAUAACCCACACAAGUGACACUAACGAAAUGUGAAUAUCCUCGAUAUUGAUUGUUGAUACAUACAAAACCAUGCAAAGAAGCAGAAAAAGAAGAAACGUACACAAACUGCCUAAACAGAUUUUUUUGUUUUCAGAGACAAGCUUUGUGUAGAACAGGCUCCUCAAAGCAGAUUACUGGCCACUUUUAGGCCUACUGAUAGGUUAUAUAUAUUAUUUACAGAGCGGCUAUACUGUUUGUGAAUGCAUAUUAUUUUAUUUUAUUUUUGUAUUUAAAUAUUUAAUGGAAUCAUCAUUGUAAUAUAAUUGCAUUUUAUUUA